GAGAAGCGGAAAACCCCCCAACACCACAUACACUUCACUCUGCACUGUAUUUUUUUUUAUUUGAAACACAAAAACCCUAAGAAUGGCAAGAACAAACCUUACAGAACCCCCCAAAAUCCACAGAAUCCCACAACCCAAAUUCAUUGACGCAAUUCGCUGGCUCCCUUCUCCUUCCCCUUUUCGAAAAUCCUUCAUUUCCUCCCUCUUUGAUUCGGAUUUCCACACUCCUUCCCUCGAAAUCCACUCUCUAGACCCUUCUAAAACCCUAACCACCCCACUCUUGUCCUGGACCCCACCUUCCCGUAUUUCCUCUCUCAAAUCCACUCCUUCCCUCUUCGCUGCCUCCACUUUCCUGGGUUCUCUCCACAUUUUCAAAACGCCAGAGGAAAUGUCGGUUUUGGGGAAUGACAUGUCGGGUUUGGGUGGUGAAACGUCGGUUAUGGAACCUGUAGUGUCGGUUGUUGGCAGGGAGUUUCAUGUGGGGUCCAUUGGGGGUGUGGAUUUGAUGGAAGGAGGGAGUGAGUGUGUUAGUGUUGGAGAAGAUGGGAGGGUUAAUUUGGUUGUUGAGAAGGGAGGUUUUAGGAGGGUUUUUGAUGGGAAUGGAUUGGUUUCAUAUUCGGCAGUUAAAUGGGCUUCCCCGUCUGAGUUUGUGACUGGUGGAUGUGGGUUUGGACUUCAGUGGUGGGACCUUAGACAGCCUGGUGCUGCCGUUGCUCAGUUUAAGGGUAGCUGCUUAUGCUGUAGGGAUCGUGGCACAACUUCUGGGAUCAUUCACUCCAUUGAUAUCCAUCCAUCCCGUAAGCACACAUGUCUGGCAGGAGGUUCAUCAGGUACUGUAUUUGCCUGGGAUUUAAGAAGGCAACAAGAACCGAUUAUUCUUUCUUCAAUUGGCUCUAGUGACACUAUGACCCAACCAUUAUCUGAAAGCGAGGUUUGGGAAGUUCAAUAUGACUACUACACCAAGUCUUUGAAUAGUAAUAUUUCAUCAUCGCGGAUCUUACCUGCUAUGAUCUGCUCUGAAGAUGGGAUCCUUGCUGUCAUUGAACAAGGUGAGGAACCCACUGAGCUCUUGGCUGAACCCUGUGCCAUCAACAGCUUUGACAUUGAUCGCCAAAACCCCUCGGAUGUAAUAUGUAGUUUGGAGUGGGAAUCCAUUGUCAUUUUGUCAAGGCCGUAAAAUUGGACACGGAGAAUUUAAGCUCAAGUUGAAAUCUUGUUAUAUAACUUCUUCGAUGAAUUUUGUGCUCCAACCUGGAGUUAAUGGAGGAGUGGUCCCUGCGGUGGGUGGGAUGAGCGGAGCAAGUUUUUGUUGCUGUUUGUCAAUAAUGUUUACUCACCAGUUCGUUUGCAAACAAUAAUUAUGUUUUGUAGUCUUCACAAAUGGCAUUCAAGAAAACACUUGGUGGAGCAAUGUUUUAUCACCACCGCUGCAUCAGUGUUAAUGGAAUUGAUGCAUAUGGUUGAAGUGUAAGGAGAGGGAAGUAGUUGGCCAUUGGCAACACCAACCAGGAGCUCGAGUAACUGUACUUUUGGUUGCUAACCAUUGUCCUUUGUCAAGUAGUACAAUGAUAUCGUAGCCAAUUCUACCGAAUCCAACAGCAGUGUAGACUUUGUUUUAUGACAGUUUUUCUGUCGUAGAACGUGGAGUGCCAUUAUUCUGUUGGUGAACUCGGAAAUCUCUAAUGGCUGGAUUCAAUAGAAAAUGUUGGUCGUCUAGUAUACAGUAACUUGCCGUAUCCUAAAUUCCCAUUCCCAUUAUUCAAGCCUUUUUCUUGUCAUAGCUUGAACUUCAACAGGUUAAUGGACUCCAUGUGAUGGGCUCAAUGUAUAUCUCUCAAUUUAAUGGUUUUUUGUUUAUUA
Messenger RNA from Populus trichocarpa (black cottonwood), 1860 nucleotides. Its product is annotated as nuclear pore complex protein NUP43. The record is from RefSeq and is a predicted model, not a curated record. Bases 83 to 1177 code for a protein of 364 amino acids. Gene Ontology annotation, molecular function: protein binding. The transcript has 5 exons. Lineage: Eukaryota; Viridiplantae; Streptophyta; Magnoliopsida; Malpighiales; Salicaceae. Gene Ontology annotation, cellular component: nuclear pore outer ring.